Messenger RNA from Sorex araneus (European shrew), 4836 nucleotides. RefSeq names its product phosphatidylinositol-5-phosphate 4-kinase type 2 beta (gene PIP4K2B). Gene Ontology annotation, molecular function: phosphatidylinositol kinase activity. Lineage: Eukaryota; Metazoa; Chordata; Mammalia; Eulipotyphla; Soricidae. The coding region runs from base 387 to 1637 and encodes 416 amino acids. The record is from RefSeq and is a predicted model, not a curated record. The transcript has 10 exons. Gene Ontology annotation, biological process: phosphatidylinositol metabolic process.
GGCGCGUCGGGCGGCGGGAGCGAGCCCGGCCCUGGCGCCGCGGGGCCCGCGCGGGAGGCGCUCCCGCGAGAGACGGCGAGAGCUGCCGGGCGCUGCCCGCUCCCCGCCCCGGCACGCGGCUCGGCGCGCGCGGACGCCGGCGGGGCGCUGUCAGGCCCGGGGAGGAGGGGCGGGAGGGUGGCCGCUGCCUCCCCGGGACGGGCCGUACCACCCGGGCGGGGAGGAGCGGGCCGGGGGCGGGGCGGGGCGGGAGGUAGCGGGCCGGGCGCGACCAUGGCGUGCUGAGGCGGCGGGGGUGGGCUCGGUCCGGGGGAGGCCUGGGGCCGCGGGCUUGUGCGCCGUCUCGGCCACCCCCUGUCGCCGCCGCCGCCGCCGCCGCCCCGGGCAUGUCGUCCAACUGCACCAGCACCACGGCGGUGGCGGUGGCGCCGCUCAGCGCCAGCAAGACCAAGACCAAGAAGAAGCAUUUCGUGUGCCAGAAAGUGAAGCUAUUCCGGGCCAGCGAGCCGAUCCUCAGCGUCCUGAUGUGGGGGGUGAACCACACGAUCAACGAAUUGAGCAAUGUCCCCGUCCCUGUCAUGCUGAUGCCGGAUGACUUCAAAGCAUACAGCAAGAUCAAGGUGGACAAUCAUCUCUUCAACAAGGAGAAUCUCCCCAGCCGCUUUAAGUUUAAGGAGUACUGCCCCAUGGUGUUCAGAAAUCUCCGGGAGAGGUUUGGGAUUGACGACCAGGAUUACCAGAACUCGGUGACACGUAGUGCCCCAAUCAACAGCGACAGCCAGGGCCGGUGUGGCACGCGCUUCCUCACCACCUACGACCGGCGCUUUGUCAUCAAGACUGUGUCCAGCGAGGAUGUGGCCGAGAUGCACAACAUCUUAAAGAAAUACCACCAGUUCAUCGUCGAGUGCCACGGCAGCACGCUCUUGCCGCAGUUCCUGGGCAUGUACCGCCUGACCGUGGAUGGCGUGGAGACCUACAUGGUGGUCACCAGGAAUGUGUUCAGCCACCGCCUCACCGUCCACCGCAAGUAUGACCUCAAGGGGUCCACGGUUGCCCGAGAAGCCAGCGACAAGGAGAAGGCCAAGGACUUGCCGACAUUCAAAGACAACGAUUUCCUCAACGAAGGGCAGAAGCUGCAUGUGGGAGAGGAGAGUAAAAAGAACUUCCUGGAAAAACUGAAACGGGACGUUGAGUUCCUGGCGCAGCUGAAGAUCAUGGACUACAGCCUGCUGGUGGGCAUCCACGACGUGGACCGGGCCGAGCAGGAGGAGAUGGAGGUGGAGGAGCGGGCGGAGGAGGAGGAGAGCGAGAAUGAUGGCGUGGGCGGGAACCUGCUCUGCUCCUACGGCACCCCUCCCGACAGCCCGGGCAACCUCCUCAGCUUCCCCCGCUUCUUUGGGCCUGGGGAAUUCGACCCUUCUGUCGACGUCUAUGCCAUGAAAAGCCACGAAAGGGCCCCAAAGAAGGAGGUCUACUUCAUGGCCAUCAUCGACAUCCUCACACCAUACGACGCGAAGAAGAAAGCCGCUCACGCAGCCAAGACAGUGAAGCACGGGGCGGGGGCUGAGAUCUCGACGGUGAACCCCGAGCAGUACUCCAAACGCUUCAACGAGUUCAUGUCCAACAUCCUGACGUAGUUACUGCGGCUUCAGCCAGAGCCAGAGACCUGGAUGUGGAGUCCGGGCCUGCGGAGGGAGCGGGUGUGCUGGGGCCAGCCGGGCGGGCGGGGAGCAACAGGGCCCUCACAGUGUCCCUGCGCCAACAGGGCGUGGCCUCGACUUCUGCUUUCCCGGGACUUUGUUCCCCCUUGGACCCAGGUUCAAAAGGGGUUUCCUGUGUGAUCUUGUAACUUUUCACAAACCCUUGGGGCUAGAGAUGAUGAUUUUAUGGGUUUAUUGGGUUUUGUUUCUGGACUCUCAUUGCUCCAAGUUUGCUAUUUAUAAUGAUGUAUGUCAUCACCCUCUCCACCCCCCACCCCCACCCUGCUGUCAGCUCCCUCAGUUAAAGAGGCACCCCAGGGACUCAGCCCGGGGUCCUCUCCGAACAAAGCGCUGACACCAGUGAGGGGACAGAUGCCUCCGCCUGUGUUCCGGCCUUGGCACCACCCCCUCCCGCCUCAGAGUCAAGUGCCCCGUCAGGCCUGGGUCUGCCUCCCCACGCUUUUCUCCCAAAGGAUCACUCCAGACCACCGCCGCAUCUCGGAGCAGAGCGCAGAGGGAGACCUUCCUCCUGGGAUGGCAGGAGCGGCCUUGGAGCGCCCGCGAUGGUCACCAAACUGCACACUCAGUGUCCUUCCGUAAACCUGCUCUCCCUGGGGCCCAGGAACCAAAGCCCUUGGCUGUAACAGGACCCGGGACUGGAGUUUCUUGUGCCUCCAUUUACUCCUGACCUGCUCCCGGACACCCUCACUGGUAGAUGACCUUUUUGUGGGGGCAGAUCUCCAUAACUUGGGGUGCUCCUCGCAGAGAUACCUCUUGAAGUCCAGAGCUCCGCGUGGAUACUCCGGCUCCCUGUGCCUGUGGACACUUACUGGGAUGGUCGUGGCCAGCUGGGAGUAGUGCCCGCCCCUUGGAGUCUGGCACCUGCCCUGGGGCAGCUCCGUCCCGAGGGUGUGCUGCAGGGGUCCCCAUUGGGAGCUCCCCAGGUGGUCCUGCCUGGCUUUGAGCAGAUGUUCUCCCCUGACCACCCCAGGAGAGGCCUCUGGGGCGCCCUGCUGUGUCCAUCCCUUUCUGAGCCUCCCCCCAAGCCUGGGGAUGGAGCGGAUCCUGCGGGGCGGCCUGCAGAUGUCUGGUCUGGCUGGGUGCAAGCGACCCACUUGUUCUGCCUCUCCAGGAACUGGAGCCCUGGGGGAACAGGCCAGCACUUGGGCAGAAAGCGAGUGGAACCCUCUGAAUGGACAGUUGGCUUUCCCGGGGCUCAGGCCCAGCCUCCAGAGCAGGAGCCCACUGUCUCUGUACCCCUGGGGGGACUGGAAGAGGCAGCGGUCACCCUGCUCCAUGCCCAGGCAGGGGACACCGGUGUCUGAGCGUCACUAGCAAAACACCCAGCAACCUGGGGAAAGACCUUGGGCCCAGUGGUCCCAGUGAGAACAGGAACUUCAGGAAGGAGUCGUAGGAUGUUUGGACUUGGUUUCCCCACCUGCUAAUCAAGAAUGAACAUUUGGACUUGUUGGGGCUGGGCGCCCCCCAGCCCUGGGCUCCCCCGCCUGCGAAUCAUGUUGCCAUAUUGUACGAAAUGAAACAAUCAGUGAGACGGUUGUGGAGGGGUUACCUACCAGCUCUCUGACUUCAUUAACAUUGAGUUUUUGUUUCCUGGUCGGUUGGUUUUAGUAUAUUGUUUACAUUCUGUGAGGUAGCACUGUCUCAAACGCUCCCUUUCCCCUCUAACAGUAUUGUUUGGGUGGAAACAUUUGAGCUGUGAUUUGGUGGAUUCAGAUAUUUUUUUUUAAAAGGUCAUUCAUUUCUUCAAAACCAUGGGUUUGACUCUCUACUUCCUUAAGCAUUCUAAUGUUUAAAGGCUAUUUAUCUUGAUUUGUACAAGUUUUCUCUCCUUUUUUUCUUUUUUUGUAAUGGUGAGAUGGUGAAGAUGCUGUAUUGGGUUUGCAGUCUGAGUGUAGCGAAAGUGAGCUGGCCCGUUUGUUCCCCUUUUCUUCCUUCUGCCUCGACCCCUUUGGAGCCAAGAAGAAAACAGCACCCGGAUCACUCCGGGCCUCCCGAGAACAAAGGUAUCGGAACAGAACAUGGCGAGCAGGGAGGGCUGGAGGCUGAGGGUCAGGUUCCUCUGCCCCAUCCCUGCCCUUUCACCUGGCAGCUGCUCCUGCGCCUACGGACAGCCUGUGGUUGAGAAUCUGCUCACAGGGCCUGGCCCCGGCGAGGCCCUGCAGACUCCUCGCAGACCACUGAUGAGCCACUGAAUCAGUUUCCCCUUUCCUGCCUGCCCAGGGGCCCCAGGGGCCAGGAGCGCCUUCUUCUCUUGCUCAGGGGUUAUGGCCUGUGGCUUGUGCCACAAGUUGCCCCCCGGGGCUGUUCUCAGUGGCAUUCAGUCCCCACACAGGCAGCUCUUCCCUCCUUCCCUCCCUUGUCUUCCCCCUUUCUCUUGCCUGAGCUUUAGGCCUCAAACAGGUCUCCUGACCAUGCUCACCCACACCGGGGCCCACCCAAGACUCUUCUCAGCAGUCACACCCCAUCCCCACCUUGUCUUUUUACCAGGUCUUGGUGGAAGAGGGAAAAAAAGUUAUUCCCAAGUGUGGGAACCUAAAUGUUCCUGGCAGAGAGGGGGGAGGGUUCCAGCCAAGCCCAGGAAUCAAAGGGAGAAUACACUCAGCAACUGCCCCUCCCCCAUCUACCAGCCAUCUGCAGGGUGGGGGUGGGGAUGCCACAUGCCUAUAGCCUCUGAGAUGAGCUGCUCUUCCCAGGGGCUUGUCCUGAGAUCUUCUGGAGGCUGGGGAAAGGAAGCUUCUAGAAGCCCACCUUCCCUUGCUCAGAGUCAGGACCUGAGGCGCUGGGAACCUUAGGGGCAGGCCUGGUGCUGCUCAGCGCCCCCAAGCAUCGGGGCAGAUCAUUGCAGUCAAAAAAUGUGAAUGAAUUGAGUCAACUUUUUUUUUUUUUGGAGGAGGGGAAAGCAGGAUAAACGAUCACCCCAGAUCACCCCAUUCGUGUGCGAUUUCUUGAUCUCCCGCUGCAGUUUCCAUUUUUUUAAAUAGGAAUUUUCAACCCCCUGUGCUUGUCUAAUGUCUGCUCGAACUGUCCGAGACCCCGUUCCUGUUUUAAAAUGCAUGCAUGUUAAGAUGACUCUCGACCUGAGGGAAAAAAUAAAACUCAAAAAGCUUUGUGUACA